Messenger RNA from Apus apus (common swift), 2053 nucleotides. RefSeq names its product uridine monophosphate synthetase (gene UMPS). Lineage: Eukaryota; Metazoa; Chordata; Aves; Apodiformes; Apodidae. Bases 1 to 1446 code for a protein of 481 amino acids. The record is from RefSeq and is a predicted model, not a curated record. The transcript has 6 exons. Gene Ontology annotation, molecular function: orotidine-5'-phosphate decarboxylase activity; orotate phosphoribosyltransferase activity. Gene Ontology annotation, biological process: 'de novo' pyrimidine nucleobase biosynthetic process; 'de novo' UMP biosynthetic process.
AUGGCGGCAGUGGCGGCGGCGGCGGCGGCGGCGGCGCUGCGGGAGGCGGGAGCGCUGCGCUUCGGCGCCUUCGUGCUGCGGAGCGGGCGGGACUCCCCUGUCUACAUCGACCUGCGCGGCCUCGUCUCCCACCCGCGGCUCCUCCGGCAGGUUGCAGAGCUGCUCUUCCAAGCAGCCGAGGCUGCUGGGCUCAGUUACGACUGCCUGUGUGGUGUUCCUUACACAGCGCUGCCUUUGGCCACGAUUAUCUGCUCUGAACACCAGAUUCCAAUGCUUAUCCGGAGGAAGGAAGCAAAAGACUAUGGUACUAAGCGGCUGGUAGAAGGCACCAUUAAUCCAGGAGAAACAUGCCUGAUUGUUGAAGAUGUGGUAACCAGUGGAUCUAGUGUGCUGGAAACUGCAGAAGUUCUUCAGAAAGAAGGGUUAAAAGUCACGGAUGCUGUGGUGCUGUUGGACAGGGAGCAGGGGGGGAAGGCCAGGUUAGAGGAACGUGGAAUUCGCCUGCACUCCGUGUGCACGUUGUCCGGGGUGUUGGAGAUUCUCCAGCAGCAAGGAGAAGUGGCUGUGGAGAUGGUUGAAAAGGUGAAGGAAUUCAUCCAGGGAAGUGUGUUUGAGCCACUGGCUCAGAACGGUCCUGCUCCCACCAAGAGGCUCUGCAAGGAGCUGAGCUUUGGGGCUCGUGCCGGGUUGCCCGGGCUGCAUCCCACUGCAGCCAGGCUGCUCACCCUCAUGGAAAAGAAGCAAACAAACCUGUGCCUUUCUGCUGAUGUCACUAGCUGCAAAGAGCUGCUGCACUUGGCUGCCACCCUGGGCCCCAGCAUUUGUAUCCUGAAGACUCAUGUAGACAUCCUGAAUGACUUUACCCAAGAGGUGGUAAAGGAAUUGAGAACGCUCGCAGAUCGACAUGAAUUCUUGAUUUUUGAAGACAGGAAGUUUGCAGACAUUGGAAACACAGUGAAACAUCAGUAUGAAGGUGGUGUGUUCAAAAUCGCAUCCUGGUCAGACAUGGUUAAUGCCCACGUGGUUCCAGGCUCUGGAGUUGUGAAAGGUCUGAAGGAAGUAGGUCUUCCUCUCCAGCGUGGCUGUCUCCUGGUUGCCCAGAUGAGUUCCCAAGGGUCACUUGCAACGGGUGAAUACACCAAAGCUGCAGUGCAGAUGGCUGAAGACAACUCAGAUUUUGUUUUUGGAUUCAUCUCUGGAUCUAGAGUUACUAAUAAACCGGAAUUUCUUCACUUAACUCCAGGGGUGCAGCUGCAAACUGGAGGUGAUAACCUUGGACAGAAGUACUUGAGCCCCAACGAGGUUAUUGGUGAAAAAGGUUCAGAUAUCAUCAUUGUGGGACGUGGCAUUUUGUCAGCUUCAGACCGUCUCCAAGAAGCAGAGAAGUACAGGAAGGCAGCCUGGGAGAGCUACAUGAGCAGGCUUGGUGUUCAUGCAGAAGACUGAAAGGUGGCCACUUUCCUGGUCAGUAAGCAAAGCUGGUGGAGCUGCAAUUAUCAUGAGACUUCCCAUUAAAUACACAGACUCUUCAGCCACUAGUAAGCUGCCUUGGAGAACCAUCUGUUCCUAGCUAAAGUAUUUUUUUUAUUGCACAUACACAGAUCAAGUUGUACGUGCCAUGGUAGUUGUUGUAAUAUUUGAAUGUAUGAAAACAAGACUUCAUGCCCAGUUUUUGCCUUAAUAGCUUUUCUCUGCUGAAAAAUGGUGCACAGAACAUUCCAAGGGUAUUUGGUUGGCUGUUGUUGCUCUUGUUUCUUUACCACGCUCUCAAAUUCCUUCUGACUGUGGACACAGUAUUUUCCUGUUCAAUAAACUUCACCUGCAGGUUUACUCAGUUCUGCUGUUUCAAAGGACCCAGUAUGGAUCUUCAUCCCACACUGUGAAAUAAUGAAGUUUAAUAACAACAUUUUGCCACUGUUUUCCUUUCCUUGGCUCUAUAAGUGUUUAUUCUCUGGCAGUGUGAAAUACUGUUUUCAGAACCCAUUAUAAAAGUCUUUCUGUAGGAAGUGCUGAUCACUGUUUACAGGAGCUAUAAAGAAUUUUGCCAGAACAA